Messenger RNA from Meloidogyne enterolobii, 366 nucleotides. NCBI's taxonomy places the organism in Eukaryota, Metazoa, Nematoda, Chromadorea, Rhabditida, Meloidogynidae. The record is from the annotation of a GenBank genome assembly.
AUGCUGCCCCAGGACCCAAUAGAUGCUCAGGAGGUGUUUGACUACAUAAAAGAUAUAAGCGAUCCUGAACAUCCAUAUACUUUAGAGCAAUUAAAUGUUGUUCAGGAAGAACUAAUUUAUGUUGGUCUCGAUCCUUUGGACCCAUAUGUUGAUGUUCGUUUUACUCCAACAAUUCCACAUUGUUCCAUGGCUGCAUUAAUUGGUCUUGCAAUUCAUGCAAAACUUAAAAGAAUAACACCAGGUUCACAUAGCACAGAAGAUUCAAUUAAUCGACAACUUGCCGAUAAGGAGAGGGUUUCAGCCGCGAUGGAAAAUAUUGGACUCAUGCAAACGAUAAAUUCAUGUUUAAAACCAAGUGACAAAUAA